UUUUCGCAAAUGUACAGCGUUGCUUUAUAAAGUAAGCCAGCUGAUAUUGGCGCGACGAAACUCACAUGGAGUGCUAAAAUUUAGUCGAGUUGUAUUUGUGUUCAAUAGUGAGUACCUAUUAACAUUCAUUGAGAACUACAAAAAUGGGCGUACCAGCUGGUGAUGUAGAAAAGGGCAAGAAACUCUUUGUCCAACGUUGCGCACAAUGCCACACUGUUGAGGCUGGUGGCAAGCAUAAGGUCGGCCCAAACUUGCACGGUCUGUUCGGCCGUAAGACUGGUCAGGCUGCCGGUUUCUCCUACACAGAUGCCAACAAGGCGAAAGGCAUUACCUGGAAUGAGGAUACCCUUUUCGAAUACUUGGAAAACCCCAAGAAGUACAUCCCUGGUACAAAGAUGGUCUUCGCCGGUCUGAAAAAGCCCAAUGAACGUGGUGAUUUGAUUGCUUACCUGAAAUCAGCCACCAAGUAAAUUUCAGUCAGAAAACCAUCAACAGUUGUAAAAGAAGCUAUCAUAAAGUAAACCACCUCAUCUAGCUCUUUAUAAUUAAGGACAUACACUGUAAAAACAAUAACUUGGGUUUGGCCGAUGAUGUUUUGAAUUGCAGGCGUGUGUUGCCUAUGAAGACAAUUUGUACCAAAUAGCACACUAGCAAAGAGAACGUCAUCAUCCGUUUAAGAGCAAAGAUACAAUUUAGUUUUUAAUUUAACUAUUCUACAUAGGACAAUUUAAUUAUUUAAUUUAAUUGUGCAAAUGAAAUAUAACCAAUUUUUUAGUUGGUUUUUAUUUCAAAGUGCUGAAGAAAAUAAAGUGAUUCAAACUCGAUAAAACCAGUAACAAUAAACCAAUAAAAAACUGAAAAUAGAA
Molecule: messenger RNA, 866 nt
Organism: Bactrocera neohumeralis
Lineage: Eukaryota; Metazoa; Arthropoda; Insecta; Diptera; Tephritidae
Product: cytochrome c-2
Exons: 2
Coding region: 144-470 (108 amino acids)
Biological process (GO): mitochondrial electron transport, cytochrome c to oxygen; mitochondrial electron transport, ubiquinol to cytochrome c
Cellular component (GO): mitochondrial intermembrane space
Molecular function (GO): heme binding; electron transfer activity
Source: RefSeq, a predicted model, not a curated record